CAUGGGCAUUAACCUGACGGCGAACCCUCGCCUGCGGAUGCUGUACGUGGUGUGGGGGUUUAUCGAAAUUCUGCUGUUCGGCGGUCUCAUCUUCGGCUGGGGCUCCCUCGUCUACGUCCUCAAAGACGAGGGCAUCUACGCCUACCUCUGCGACUGCACCGACAACUGCACCUACGGCAACACCAAGACCACGUCCACGACGACGACGACUCCUGUUACUGCGACGAACCUGACCCCAACGAUCGGCGGUGACGUCAAAGGGAAAGGGUGUAAAGAGCAGGACUCGAUGCUGUCGCUGGUGUUCACGGUGGCGUCGUUCUUCUCGUGUGUGGGAAGCGCCGUCAUGGGACACAUCAACUACAAGUUUGGAACGAGAGUCACUCGCAUUUGUGCUUCGUUGGCAUUUGUUGCUGGUUGCUUGAUGGUAGCUUUCGUCAGUGUCGAUCUACCAUGGUUAAUAUUCCCAGGACUUUCACUGGUUGGAGCAGCAGGUAUUCCCUGGCUAUUCACAAAUACACAGAUUUCCAUCCUGUUCACGACUGGUAGUUCUACGGUGGUAGGAUUGUUAUGUGGCGCCUUCGACUGUUCAGCGGCCGUUCAACUUAUCGUCAAGCUUGCCUAUGAAAAUGGUUUCUCUAGACGGAACUCCUACUUGGUGCUGGUUGGUCUGCACAGUAUGGUUCUAGUGAACACUUUCCUCUUCCUGCCAAAGGAUUUCAUCUUGAAGUUGGACGCAGAGGUCGAGCACAAUGUUAACCAAGACGGCCAGAACGGGACAGUGGAAGUGUUCGAAAUGGAGAAGAAGAGCAAAACAGAUCCUGAAGUAGGAGAGGAAAAAGAAGAAAAUGCCAUUAAUAAAGAAGCAGAGAAUACAAGCAAUGAGAAAGAUAUUGGCAAACGUACACUAAAGAGUUGUAUGUUGUCCCGUGCUUAUCUGCUACACGUCUUCUGGCUGUGCAUUCUACAGCUGCGCUUCGACUACUACUUCAGCUCUCUCAAUCCGUGGAUUAACAACAUCCUCGAUGGAGACAAGAACCAAGUGAGUUUCUACACCAACAUCUCACUUUACUUGAUGCUGGGCAGUAUCAUAACAUCACCACUUGUUGGUAUUUUGUAUGACUGGCAGAAACGAAUAUUCAAAAACAAACGAUCCGAGAAAUGUCGGCAGCUGAUGCCUUCUGUCUUGCCUCUGACGUUAGCAGUUGUUCUAGCCAGUGUUCUCUCUGUCCUCGCCCUCAUCCCGGUGGAGGAAAUCCUUUAUUUGACCUUCAUCGCACUGACGAUAUUCCGAUCAUUCCUCUAUGCAAUGGCGGCUGCCUUUAUCAGCGAAAUAUUCCCUAACGAAUAUUUCGGCUUGAUGUAUGGAGUCCUAAUGGUUGCUGGCGGUAUCUUUGGUUUCUUCCAGUUUGCCCUCUUUCAGUGGGCAAAGGCAACAGACUUUGAUCAGGUGAUCAUAUUUCUUCUUGUGUUGACAUGCACGUCGUUUGUGCACCCAGCUUACCAGUGGUACACCAGCCGUCGAAUGGAGAGGCUGGCUAAUUGGUAUUAUAUUUGUUCUAAAAUGUAGUCUGAAUUUUGUUUUCAAACAAGCUGUUUCCAUGUCUAGAUUGUCUUUAAGUCUCAAUAAAAUAGUGUUUGCCACGUUGCCCAUUCAUUAUUAAAUACAUCGUAUUUACAAGUGUUUAAAAGAAUAUACCUUUCAAUUUCAAAUUUAUGUUGCAUUAUGCCAUGCACAGCGUUAAUACUUAAACAUUUCCUUUGUAUUUUUAUACUGUAUAUAUAAUAUUUUAUAUUAAUUAUUAACCAGUUUAUAAAAUCGUUUUUAUUAUUAUUUAUCAAACCAAACAUUAUAAUAGUUUUAUUAAAAUGAAUUAUAGUUCCUGUUCGAGUAAAUAUCCAAUCUGUUACUGCUUCCCAUAAAGUGUGUACCUUAUCGGAAUCGAAAAAUCUUGUUAAUCUUGUAUAUAAAAGUAUUAGUAGCUAAUAUGUUUUGCAGUAAUCUAUACUGAAACCAUCGAAGGCUAGAAUCUUUCACACAUCGAAAUAGUAAAGCAUAAUAUUUUUUCCAGUCAGUUUGUUCAAAGAAAAAGCCUUCAUUACUAUAUUUUAUCUAUCCUUUUGGCUUUACAUACUGAAAGUUUAAAAUGUCAUACAUAUCUCUGCACCCUUUUUUACUUUUUAAUAAUAGUUGCAGUUUUAAUGGGUAUAUAGGAUUUUUCACUGUGUUAAAAUGAUCGUCUUUUAACUGAUAUAAUUUAUAUAUAAAUGAUUUGACAGCAUUUAUUAAUGAUGCAUAGUUGAUAAAAUAUGUAGUUAUAUGGUAUUUUUCAACAAACUGGUCAUAUUUAAAAAGAAUUCCAUUUUCGGCUAAUAAAUCGUUUAUAAUGCUUUUACCAAUAUAGGUUUUAUACAAAAAUGGUUUAUGAUCUAUUAAUAUUUUACUGUUAAGCCAUGUAUUUGUUCCAAGUAUGUCCUCUACAUUAUUCGGAUUUUGUUUUUGUUGUAUUUCUGCCCAACUUUCCAGAGUAUCUUUCAAAAACAUAUUUUUCAUGUGCAAUGUUUUACGAACAAUAAAAUUAUCCCCAUAUAAGAUUAGAUCCUUUGUGGAUAUACCUGUAACUGAUUUAAAUAGGGUUAUCCAUUUUGAGUUUUCUUGAAACAAUCUUCGAACCCAUACACAUUUUAAAGCUAUAAGAAAGUUAUCUAUGUUUAUCAUUUUUAUACCACCAUUUUUGUAAUCUUAUGUUAUUAAUGUUCGUUUCACCUUUUCUGGUUUAUUCUCCCAAAUAAAUUUUAA
Messenger RNA from Gigantopelta aegis, 2797 nucleotides. Its product is annotated as solute carrier family 43 member 3-like. The transcript is spliced from 10 exons. Gene Ontology annotation, molecular function: transmembrane transporter activity. The coding region runs from base 2 to 1567 and encodes 521 amino acids. Lineage: Eukaryota; Metazoa; Mollusca; Gastropoda; Neomphalida; Peltospiridae. The record is from RefSeq and is a predicted model, not a curated record. Gene Ontology annotation, biological process: transmembrane transport.